UGGCGGCCUGCUCUAUCUCGGCUUCUCGACCUCUCCUUCUCGCCGUUUAGCCGGCCUCCUCUCCGGCUCUCCCGACGACCGGACUCCGGAGCCCCAGCGGCCAGCGCGGCGCUCAAGCCACCCAGCCGGCAGGAUCUAGGAGGCUGAGGCCGGCAGGCAGCCCGCCCGUGCGGCCGCGAGCCGGCUCUCCCUCAGUCCCUCUCGCUGAGUCUCCGCCGGCCGCCGCAUCCGUCUCUCCCUCUCGCUCGCUGCUCAAGGGAAACGAUGCGGCGAGCAGCAGCGGCCGCCUGUUGGGGCGCCGCCGUGUGGGCGGCAUCUUCCUUCCACUCCUCCGCCGCAGCGCUCUCCAAAUCCACGCCUCGUAUCCGGUUCUCCGUCCAUGAAAAGCGUGGGGAUGCAAAGAGCGCCCUUAAAAGCCUUCUGCUCAAUGGCACCCCAUAUCAGGAAAGCAGCAACAAACAAUUGAGAAAUCAGAAAGGUAGUGGUAGAUCAAAGGUCCAGGGCUCUUCUCCUGGAAAAAGUCCAUAUGGGAAAAAUAAGCGUGGACAUAAGUGGAAAGGCUUUGAUGAUGAUGAAUGCGCAGACACACCAUAUGGUACCUUCGGUGGCAAGAGAUCUUUUACAUGGUACUGGCCCGGGGAGAAUGACGGCCUUGGUAGUUCACCCAGUGGUUUUCAAUGGAGGGAUGAAUCUCAGUCUUCCAAAUCAAGGGAAAAGUUCUGGAAUGAAAGUGAUAUUGAUGAGGAAGAGGAGUUGGGCCAUGAUGAUCUGCGAAGCUAUAGGGCCUCUCUUGGAUUGCCGGUUUUAGGCCCCUUACAGUUAGAUCAAAUUAAGGCUGCUUUUCGUGCAUCUGCACUCAAGUGGCACCCGGAUAAGCAUCAAGGACCUUCACAGGGUCAAGCAGAGGAAAAAUUCAGACGCUGUGUGGAAGCGUAUAAUGCAUUAAGUCGUGCCUUCAAGUCAAGUGACUAGUGAAUUUUUGGAAGGUUAUUUUUUCUGGACUUCUAACGAUUGCGUCGAGCUGUUGAAGUUUCAGAAAACAGAGAAACUAUUAGAAGAAAGUGAAGCUGAGUUUUGGCUUCAUGUUCAUAACGAAAUGUAAAGAAUAAUAUGCAUCAAAAAACAGAGAUUGGGUCGGUCCUGUCAAACCAACUGAGGCAAAGCAAAUGCAAAAUUUCAGGGACCAUUUCUAUGUUUGCUUCCAUCGUCACUGUAGGAGUAAAUACUGCUCCACAGAUAGUUUGUUGUAACAAAAAAAUAACGUUGCAAGCUGUGGUAGUGUCGGCAAAUACGUUGCUUGACCUCAAAGAGAGCAGAUCAUACUGACAUUGUAAAAAUCAGAGGAGUUUAGUGGUGAAACAGAUGAACAGAAAUCAAGAUUCACUGGCUGUAUUAUCUUCAGUUUGUUGGUUUAAUAUAUCUACGUUAUCCUAAUUUAUAA
This is a messenger RNA of Panicum virgatum (switchgrass), 1441 nucleotides long. RefSeq lists its product as uncharacterized. Lineage: Eukaryota; Viridiplantae; Streptophyta; Magnoliopsida; Poales; Poaceae. The record is from RefSeq and is a predicted model, not a curated record. Bases 265 to 972 code for a protein of 235 amino acids. The transcript is spliced from 7 exons.